UUUCUUUUUUUUUUUUUUUUUUUUUUUCCCUUCUUCCUCCUUUCAAACUUUCUUUUACGCUUAAUAAUUGUUAUUACCAUUUACAACCAAACCCAUUCCAAAGUUAAAAAGGGGAAGUAGAUCAGAUCUUUCAUUUAUUCAAACCAUAAUCAUAGCAUAACAUCAUACAUUUCAUAUAGCCAUUUACUAUUUUUUAAAAUUUGAGAAAAAACCAAACCAAAUCAAUCAAUCAUAUUCAUAGAUGGCUGCUUCAUUUUUAACCUCAUCUAUUAAUAACAAUAAUAAUACGAAUAGUAAUACUUCUACAACAAAUCCUUUAGUUGAUAGAUAUCUUUCUAAUCCAUUAACUUUCAAACAAGCGAAAAUCAUGGAUAACUCAAGUUCUACCAAUGAUUUGAUUCUGAAAUCAUCAAAUUAUAUCAUCUUAUCUCGUAAACAUUCUAAACGAAGAUCUCCUUCAUCUUCAAAUUCAUCAUCAUCUAUCAUUAAUGGAAAUAUAUCUCCCUCCAAUAUUAUAUCAUCUCCAUCAAGAAUAAAACCAAAAUCAAUGGCAGAAGCAGUGGCUGCUUAUACGGGAAAGAAAUUCUUAACUAAAAAUGAAAAGAAAAAACAACAAUUACAAUCAAAAAAGAGAAAAUUAGAUUUAGUUGAUCUGGAUGAUGAACAAGAACAAGAAGAACAACAACAAGAAGAAGUUGUAAAUCAAGUUCAAGUUCAACAGGAUCAAGAUGAAGUCACUUCAACUAUUUCAACCGCUUCAAGUUAUUUAAAGAAUAUCUUUAGUUCAUUAAGUGGAAAUAGUACUACAAAUAAUAAAAAUGUCAAAAGACAAAAGAUUCAAUUGACUCCUAUAGAGACUGAUGACGAAGAUGAAGAUGAAGAUGAUGAUGAUGAAGAGGAUUUAGGAGAAUAUAUCCCUGAAGAUGGAGAAUCAACCCCAACUAAUGUUACUGAUGAUGCAUCUCCUUUUAAUGGGUUUAGUGAACCAGAAUCAAAAGGUGCAACUCCAACCCCUCAAGAUGAUGAUGACGAAGAGGAAGAUGAAGAUGAAGACGACGAUGAUGAAGAUGAAGACGACGAUGAUGAAGAUUUUGAAAUCGAUCAAGAUGAAGAACAAAUCACUAAUCUCAAUCAAUCCAGUUCUGCAUCAUCUUCAAGUCCAGAUCCUGAAGAAGAUGACAAUGAAGAUUUAGGUGAAGAAGUAGUUGAUGAAGAUGAAGAUGUUGAACAAUUAAAACACGAUUUAAAAGAAGAUGCAUAUAAAGCGUUAGAAGAAGAAAGCAUAAAAACAAAACUUGAAGAUGAAGAAGAGGAAGAAGAAGAAGAAGAUGAUGAUUCUGAUAAACCAAAUACUGAAAAAUCAACUCCACCAACCUCACCUGAAGAUGAAUUAGAAAAAGUUAUCACCACUCAAGCAUCAACUCCAAAACAAUCACUCAUACCUAAGAAUUUAGAAUUACAAACUAUAAAAGAACAUUUUUAUAUGAUUAAUGAAAAUUCAAAUGAUAAAGGUUCAAAUGAUUCUACUAGAAUUUAUAAAAAUUGGAAGAAUUUAACUAAAAAGAAACCAAUUGGAUUAAUCAAUCAUGGUGUUACUUGUUAUAUGAAUUCUGCCAUUCAAGCCAUGAUCCAUAUCCCUGCCAUUCAACAUUAUCUUACUGAUGUUAAUACUGGCAAAUAUAAUAAAAUCCUUAAACCAAGAUCGGUUACUCAUGUUUUAGCUGAUUUAAGUAGAAAAAUGUGGAAUUUAGAUGGAGGCAAUCAAAAAUUAUCGAAAUUUAUUAAUCCAAAGAAACUUAUUGGUAGAUUGGAUGAAAUUAAUUGUAUGAUGAGUCAAUGGCAACAAGAAGAUAGUCAUGAAUAUUUCAUGUCAUUAAUGUCAAGAUUACAAGAAGAUUCAACUCCAAAGGGGAAAAAAUUAAAUGAAAGUAUUAUUUAUGAUAUCUUUGGGGGAUUAUUAAGACAAAAAAUUACCUGUAAUUCAUGUAAUAAUGUUUCCAUUACCAAACAAGAAUUUUAUGAUUUGUCCUUAGGAUUGAAUAAACGUAAACAACAACAAUUAUUACCAUCCAACAACUCCUCCAUUAAUGAACCAUACAUUCCAUCUUCAAAUAAAUAUAGUAUUGGUAAAUCGAUUAGAGAUUUCUUUUCUAAUGAAUUAAUCAAAGUUGAUAAAAAUGAUUUAAAAAAUAGUGGUUAUUAUUGUGAGAAUUGUAAGAAAAGAACCAUGGCCAAUAAAAUCUCCUUCAUUGAAAGAUCACCUGAAACUUUAACUAUUCAUCUUAAACGAUUUAAAUUCAAUGGUAAUUCAUCAUCUAAAGUCAAACAAUCAAUCAAUUAUAGUAAAUUUCUUGAUUUAAGUAAAUAUUGUCUUAAUGAAGAUGUAGAUGACGAUGAAGAAGAAGAGGAACAACCACAAGCAAUGUAUCAAUUAUUAUCGGUAUUGGUACAUGAAGGUAGAUCCAUCUCUAGUGGUCAUUAUAUUGCUCAUUGUUUACAACCAGAUGGAAGUUGGGGUUCAUAUGAUGAUGAAUAUAUAAAUAAAAUCGAUGAAAGAAUGGCAUUAAAUGAUCCAUCAGCUUAUGUUUUGAUAUAUACCAAAUUAACCCCCAAGAAGAAUUAAGGGGCAAUCGGCGAGUACAUACAUAUAGAGUUUUUAUAGAAGUAACGAAAACAUCAUCAGUGUGUAUAUUCAAAAUAUAUAAUAUUGUAAAAAAUAUUAAAAAAGAAAAUUAGUAAAUUAAACGCAAAUUAAGCAAGAGACUAAAAACAAUAUAUUGACCUAAAUAAUGAUUAAGAGACCCGGAAGGGUUGAAUAUAGAGAAACAUAUAUAAGAGUAAAUGAUAUAAUGAUAAAUAAUCAAUAUAAAAAAAG
This is a messenger RNA of Scheffersomyces coipomensis, 2875 nucleotides long. It is a transcript of the gene DOT4, whose product is annotated as ubiquitin-specific protease. Bases 242 to 2623 code for a protein of 793 amino acids. The record is from RefSeq and is a predicted model, not a curated record. The transcript has a single exon. Gene Ontology annotation, molecular function: cysteine-type deubiquitinase activity. Gene Ontology annotation, biological process: protein deubiquitination. NCBI's taxonomy places the organism in Eukaryota, Fungi, Ascomycota, Pichiomycetes, Serinales, Debaryomycetaceae.